AUGAAACCAGCUAAAUUAAAAAGGCACCUGGAAACUAAACAUAAAGAAUUUCAAAAUAAACAUGCCGAUUUUUUACAAAGACGAGCUGAAAAUCUGAAAAUUCAAAAUGCGCAUUUAAAGAAAUUUACAACAAUACCCCAGAAAGCAUUACGAGCUUCUUUAAAAGUUUCUUAUCUAAUGGGAAAAACAAUGAAACCCCAUACAAUUGGAGAAUCCCUUAUCCUUCCUGCAGCAACUAAGAUGACAUCAAUUAUGCAUGGUGAUAAAUAUGGAAAUGAACUAAAAACAGUACCAUUACCAAGAGAUACCGUGUCUCAGCGGAUUUCCGAAAUGUCACGAAAUAUCGAGUUUAUUUUUAAUGAAGAUAUAACAGAAACGUUUUUAUGUUGCAAAAGUUUGGAAGGAAAAACAACUGGAGAAAAAAUAUUCGAAGUAAUAAAUGAAUAUUUCGAAACAAAGUCCCUUACCUGGGCAAACUGUGUUGCUGUUUGCACUGAUGGUGCUGCAGCAUUAACAGGUUCGAAUAAAGGGCUCAGAGGCUUAAUUCAGAAGGUGGAGCCUCAUAUGGUAUUUAAUCGCUGUAUGAUUCAUCGGCAAGCUCUUGUUGCAAAAGAUAUGGAUGAAGAGUUGCACAACGUAUUACAAGACGCUGUUAGUUCAAUUAACUACAUUAAAUGCAACAGCCACAACAGUCGUCUCUUUUCAAUACUUUGCAAUGAGAUGGGCUCAACGUAUGAGAGAUUACUGUUGCACACCGAAGUCAGAUGGCUUUCACGUGGAAAAAUACUACGACGGAUAUUUGAUUUGAGAAAUUAA
This is a messenger RNA of Parasteatoda tepidariorum (common house spider), 816 nucleotides long. NCBI's taxonomy places the organism in Eukaryota, Metazoa, Arthropoda, Arachnida, Araneae, Theridiidae. The record is from RefSeq and is a predicted model, not a curated record.